Salvelinus namaycush (lake trout) is the source of this 693-nucleotide messenger RNA. Its product is annotated as kelch domain-containing protein 1-like. The annotation marks the transcript as partial. NCBI's taxonomy places the organism in Eukaryota, Metazoa, Chordata, Actinopteri, Salmoniformes, Salmonidae. The transcript is spliced from 8 exons. The record is from RefSeq and is a predicted model, not a curated record. Gene Ontology annotation, molecular function: protein binding.
AUGUCAGGAGAGGUCCCGCCCCCCAUGUCAGGCACCUGCAGCUGCUUUCUAAAUGGCCACAUGUACAUAUUCGGGGGAUAUGAUGACACGGGACAGACCAAUCAGCUUUACCAUGUCAACUUCUUGGAUGGGGACUACAGUUGGAAGAAAGUGAAAGCUGAGAGUGGCUCUCCUCCUUCACCCAGAGAUAAGCUGUGCUGCUGGGUUUUCAACAACAGGGUCACCUACUUUGGUGGAUAUGGUCACAAGACACUUGAUGACAUCAUGGAUGACAAAAGCUUCAUCGUGGACACGGCAUCAUUGGAGCAGAACGUUGGUUGGGGAUGGAACAAUGAAGUUCACGUUUUUGAGACAACACUAGCCAGCUGGAGGGAACCACAGAGCUCUGGUCGUGCUCCUGCCCCCAGAGCUGCCCAUGCAGGUGCAACACUUGGUCAUAAAGGGUAUGUCUACGGGGGCAGAGUACUGAGUGCCAACAUCCACUGUGCCAGGGGGAAGGUCGUGGCACAGCCUCACUGCAGUGAUGGAUGGGUUUUAGACGUUGACACAAAGACAUGGAGGGAGUUGGACCAUCCAAACAACAACAAACCAAGGUUGUGGCACACAGCAAGCCAAGCCAAGGACUCUGACGUGGUUGUGUUUGGAGGUAGUUGUGACUACGUCCUCCUAGGAGGAACGUAUGAGAAUUUGACG